Molecule: messenger RNA, 946 nt
Organism: Vigna umbellata (rice bean)
Lineage: Eukaryota; Viridiplantae; Streptophyta; Magnoliopsida; Fabales; Fabaceae
Gene: PBG1
Product: 20S proteasome beta subunit G1
Cellular component (GO): proteasome core complex
Source: RefSeq, a predicted model, not a curated record
UAAGCAAGCUAUAUUCUACUUUUUCUUCGUGUUCCUUUUCUUUUCUUUUCUUCCCUUCUUCUUUAGCACUGCUACGACGAUCCAAGGUGAUAGAUAUUUCUUGCCAUGGAAGGUGUAGCUGAAUCCCAGCGAACUCUGUACCCGUACGUGACUGGAUCCUCUGUAGUUGCUAUCAAAUACAAAGAUGGGAUUCUCAUGGCCGCUGAUAUGGGAGGUUCAUAUGGAUCUACCCUGCGGUACAAGAGUGUUGAGCGUAUCAAGCCUAUUGGAAAACAUUCUCUCCUUGGUGCUAGCGGGGAGAUAAGUGACUUUCAGGAGAUUCUGCGCUACCUUGAUGAGCUUAUCCUUUAUGACAACAUGUGGGAUGAUGGGAAUUCUCUAGGACCGAAGGAGGUGCACAAUUAUUUAACCCGUGUAAUGUACAAUCGGCGGAACAAGUUCAAUCCUUUGUGGAAUGCACUUGUGCUUGGUGGAGUUAAAAAUGGCCAGAAGUACCUUGGCAUGGUUAACAUGAUUGGGAUUAAUUUUGAGGAUAACCAUGUAGCAACUGGGCUUGGAAACCAUCUUGCUAGGCCAAUUCUUCGUGACGAGUGGCAUGAAAACUUGACUUUUGAAGAUGGUGUCAAAUUGCUAGAAAAGUGCAUGCGUGUGCUUUUAUACCGGGAUAGGUCUGCAGUCAACAAAAUUCAGAUAUCCAAAAUUACAGAUGAAGGUGCAACUGUUUACUCACCUUUCUCGUUGAAAACGUACUGGGAGUUCUCUGCCUUCAAGAAUCCAACAGUGGGCGCUGAAGGUUCGUGGUAGACCACUCAUUGUGAAAUGAAACAGAAUUUGAAAUUUCAAGGUGUUAAUGGGAUGUAAAAUGAAGUUAAAAUAACUGUUUUUUUUAUGUCUUUUUAGGUUUGAGCUGAUCUGUUUCAUUAGAAUCUAUAUUCCAAUUUCCUUU